AUGGCCUGCUCGGGAAAUGCCUGGCAUGGGGAGGGGUCUGUUUCAGACUCUGCUCCUGACCCGUCGCCCUUGUCCUCUCCCUCCAGCGGCGCCAGGAUGUCCCCAGUGACACUGCAUAAAGGCGCAUCCCAGGCACCAUCGCCAGUGUGUCUCCAGCCAGUCAUCGUCGACCAGGCACCAGGCACCAGGCACCAGGUAUUCCUCUCCCCACCAUGCCAGAGCCAACAAACACUCAAAGACAAGAGCAGCCGCAACCCCGUCACUGGCACAAAAAACGAGCGGGCGGAAAGUUUCGAAAGUCAAGCUGUAGGCGAAGGCAUCGUGAUCUCAUCCGAUCUCAUCUCGUCUCCAGCUCGACUCCUCUAA
Trichophyton rubrum CBS 118892 is the source of this 366-nucleotide messenger RNA. RefSeq lists its product as uncharacterized. Lineage: Eukaryota; Fungi; Ascomycota; Eurotiomycetes; Onygenales; Arthrodermataceae. The record is from RefSeq and is a predicted model, not a curated record. The coding region runs from base 1 to 366 and encodes 121 amino acids. The transcript has 2 exons.